Molecule: messenger RNA, 770 nt
Organism: Argiope bruennichi
Lineage: Eukaryota; Metazoa; Arthropoda; Arachnida; Araneae; Araneidae
Product: histidine-rich protein PFHRP-II-like
Exons: 4
Coding region: 48-665 (205 amino acids)
Source: RefSeq, a predicted model, not a curated record
ACUCUUUCCAGUUCUCUCUUAUAAAGGACUAAAUAAACCUUUUCAUCAUGAAAGUGAUUGCCAUCGUACUCCUCAUGGCUGGUGCCGCCAUGGCCCAGUAUGCCUCUCACGGUGCCCCAGUUGUCCACCAGGUGGUCCACCAACCUGCUGCAUAUGGUGCUGCUUCCGCUGGACAUGCCUACGGAGCCCACGGACAACACGCUUCUGGAUACGCCGCCCAUGGAAACGCACUCCACGCCGAUCGAGGACACUACGCUGACAGGGCACACGCCGCUCUAGGACACCACAAUGUAGGAGCUGCAUCCAGCCAUGAUGCCCAUGGAGCCCAAGGUUCCAGCUACGGAAAGUACAGAAACGUCGGAGCUUACGCUCACGAUAAGGGAACCGGGUACGAAAAGGCCUAUGCCUACGACAAGAAGGCCGGAAACCACGCCAUUGUUGCUGACCACGGAGCCCAGGCUUCCAACUACGGUGUUGCCGACCGAGCUGCCCACCACAAUACUGGAGCUUACGCUCAGGCCGGACACGACAGACAUGGAGCCCAUGACAGAUACGGAGCUCAAGCUCACGGAGUCAGUGCCCACAAUAGUGCUUCUCAUGGACAGCAGAGCAGCGGACACCAACAAAUGUAUUUCCAGAGUCCUGGAUAUGCUUACAAAUACUAAAUAUUUUACUUUCAAGAGAAUACGGUUCGACUUCCAUGACAGAAAAUAGGAAAUUUGUUGUUCUUUGUUACCGUUAUGUUACAUUAUUUAUUAACUGUCUCUCUC